AUGCACUGGGAUGCAGCAUUCUCCCAGAAGCAGCCCUGCUCCUGCAUCAUGCUGCAGGCCACCAUCAAGCUGUGCUGUGGCAUUGCCCAUGACCAUCUCCGCCACCUGCCUGGGUUGAAGACAACAGCCAUUGCAGCAAUACAGAAGGACACAACAGGACUGAUGGUAAGAGGGUCCCAUCACCUGUCUUCCAAAAUUCCUUCUUAUAUUCAGAGGCUGAUGGGGAAGGAGACAGCCUGCCCUGAGCUGGCUGGAAACACCAGCACCAGCCAGUUGUCCAGUGUGGACCUCUCCUACAUCACCCAGGGAGAAGCAGCCCUGCAGCAAGCGCUGAGCAUCCUGCAGCAGCACACCAGCUGGCAGGCAGAAAUGAUGCUGGAAAAUGGGGCUACCAUGUCCAGCACUGCCCUCCCUGGGCUGGGAAAGGUGUUUCGGGCUGAAGUGGUCCUGCCUAUGCCAGUGGCACGGCUGCACCAGGAGCUGUUUGAGAGGAUUGAGCAAAUGCCCCAGUGGAACCCAGCCAUCAGCACAGUGAAGGUGCUGCAGCGCAUUGGGAGGGACACACUGGUGACACAUGAAGUCACUGCUCCCAGCCCAGGCAACCUGGUGGGCCAGCGGGAUUUUGUCAGCGUGCGGCACCGCGGGAGGAAGGAGACAGCCAUCUACCUGGUGGGCACUGCCACGCACAUCGAGAAGCUGCCCCUACAGAAAGGAUGCAUCAGGGCCGAGUCCCAGCUGAGCUGCAUAGUUCUGCAGCCACUGGCAGGGGACCCCAGCCAUACCCGCUUCACCUGGCUCCUGAGCAUGGACCUGAAGGCAAGUGCUAACAUGUUGCUUGGAAUGUGACAGCAAGGGAUACGAAUCCCAGUGUGCAAAUGUGCCUUCCUCCCUGGGAUGGGUGCUCCACCUCUUUGACCCAGUGGGACCAAAUUUGGGGUGUUUUCUCUCCCAAAGGGCUGGAUCCCCACAUCUGUCAUUAACCGUGUCCUGCCCCAGUCCCAAGCAGACUUCAUCAAGCACCUUGGCUGGCACCUCUCUACUACUGCAUGCCCUUGA
Molecule: messenger RNA, 1056 nt
Organism: Melopsittacus undulatus (budgerigar)
Lineage: Eukaryota; Metazoa; Chordata; Aves; Psittaciformes; Psittaculidae
Product: steroidogenic acute regulatory protein, mitochondrial-like
Exons: 6
Biological process (GO): intracellular cholesterol transport; steroid biosynthetic process; regulation of steroid biosynthetic process
Cellular component (GO): mitochondrion
Molecular function (GO): cholesterol transfer activity; cholesterol binding
Source: RefSeq, a predicted model, not a curated record